This is a messenger RNA of Eriocheir sinensis (Chinese mitten crab), 8470 nucleotides long. RefSeq names its product B-cell lymphoma/leukemia 11A-like. The record is from RefSeq and is a predicted model, not a curated record. Gene Ontology annotation, molecular function: DNA-binding transcription factor activity; RNA polymerase II cis-regulatory region sequence-specific DNA binding. The transcript has 3 exons. Gene Ontology annotation, cellular component: nucleus. The coding region runs from base 1552 to 4338 and encodes 928 amino acids. NCBI's taxonomy places the organism in Eukaryota, Metazoa, Arthropoda, Malacostraca, Decapoda, Varunidae. Gene Ontology annotation, biological process: regulation of transcription by RNA polymerase II.
UCUCGCGGCGUCUUGUUAAGUCUCUUUAGGAAGGCGGCUGCGUGGCGAGGAGGAGCACCUGGCCGGGUGUUGCUGGGUGUCGGGGCGCCGAGGAGGACCUUCUUCCUGCCUUCCCUCGCUGCCCUCAGCCGCUCCUCAUCCAGAAACGAACGAUUAUAAACAAGUAGAUGGUGUACUCGUGAAUUAGGCUGACGGCCAGCUAAAUCAUCACGAUAAGCAAGCAGGCGCCCGUCACGUCCCUCCACCGAACUAAAACCUUCCUUGGGGCGACAGUCCUGUUUGCCGCACGAGUCUCCCGCACAUAAUAAUGACUCAUACGUAUAUAAAAGAAAUAGCUGCGUGUGGAGGUUUUUAGAGCUCGAAGGUCACUCGAAGAUUCGCUAGAUAAGGUCCAGCUUAUUGCAACAGAGGACGCACUUCCAACAAAUACGUUUAAUCAGUGUCACCAAGAGGUGUUAUCGAGCUCCAUGAUAAUCCUGGGCUUUGGCGUCCGCACCCUCGCACACCCACCGAGCCCUGCACUCACUCCCGGUCUCCAGCCCCGCGAGUGAAUCAGAAGUUGUGUCCCGCUUCAGGGAGAGCUUACGAGGAAGACGGCAGCCGCGGCAGCGGUGGGCGGCGUGUGCUGGUGACGGGCCUAGUUCGCUCGGCUGCCGCCAGAGUCCGCCACUGCCCGAGUCGUGCUGUUUCCCCUCCGUCGCUCUGACCCCAAGCCAGCCAGCCGGCGACCCACCUGCCUGCUCUCCCUCACGCCGAGUAAAACAGCUAUAUGAUAGUCCCCCGCUAGUAUCCCUUGGGCACGAGGAAUCACACCCAGGGGCUACACCGUAUGGUUGGGGGAGAGAGGAGUUCUGGCGGAACCCAUUGACACCAAACUUGCUGCAGACACCACAAAAAUUAUGUAAUGAAUUGGUGUUGUAUUAGCAACUGAUAAAACUCCUGGACUGAUAUCUUGUUACCGUUUGAUAUCGUCCGUCAAAAAAAGUACCUUGUCGCUGCGUGCGACGGGAGUAUGAACGUGUCCCUGUACGUGUGAGUGUGUGCAUAAGUGCGUGUGUGUGAGUGUGGGUGCCUGUGUGUGGCGGGGUCGUGGCGGGUCCGCUGAGGCAGGGCGGGAGGGUGGACGGAGGACCCGCCGGCCACCUCUGCUCAGUCACCCAGCGGACAUAGCGGCGCGCAGUCCUGCCGCACCGCCCAGUUGCCGCUCAGUCCACCACUGGCACCCGACCCAGGCGGCGGCACACAGCGGCGGCUCCAUCCCUGCCACCGCUCUUGUGGCAUCUCCACCUGAGCCGCACCCAUGGACCUAUUACUGGAUAUUCUUGAUUCUGUUGUGGUGAAAUUAAUAAUGUAGAGGAUCAACGGUUGAAGAUUAUGAAUUCCCGAAACCCUUCCUCGACUUUAAUUUUUGAAGUGUCAAGUGAAGCAAGGAAAUAGAAAAUAGCCGCCAGGAGAGGGAGGGAAGGCGGUGAAGACCCUGUGUGGUGGUGACGCGGGAGGCUGUGAGGGCAUGAUACUGAGGUAGGCGAGGACACAGCAGCCACCUCCUGUAUGAAACUCCGCAGUCCUGACUCGGAUAAGAUGGAAGUGUUGUAUCCGGGCAACCUGGCUCUGCUGAGCAUGUUCCUUAAAAACCCAGAGACGGACAAAGGCGAAAUCAAGACGGACGAGGGAAAGAGAGGUGACGGCGCGGGCGAGUGUGCCGACGUGCUGACGUGUGGGGUGUGCCAGAAGGACUUUCUUUUGGCCGACAUCCUCCGCUUCAUCCAGCACAAGGUCCACAACUGUCAGGCUCCCAGUGCGCCCUGCGGUCAGGACGCGUCUUCGGGGGAGCAGGACGCCCCUGCCAGCGCCCCGCCCUCGGCCACGAGAGACCAUAAUGGUGACGUGGGCUCCGAGGGGCCCUCCAACCCGGCCAGUCCCGCCACCGUCACGGGGGACGGCGAUGAUAGUAAGGCCGAUGAAAAACGCAAGAGAGACGACGAAGACGACGCUCCUGCGAGGAAGAAGCCGCGAAGCACUCAAGAUGCAGAGGCCAACACCACUGACUCCGAGCCUGCUCGGUACGUGUGUGGCACCUGCGGCGCCGUGCUGGGGUCAGCUUGGUCGCUCGUGCAGCACGUCCAGUCCUCGCACGGCAUCAUCAUCUACCAGGAGGGCCCAGGGGGCAUACCCCUCACCACCCCCUCCACGCCGCCAGGCCUGCCGCGGCCCUCACACUCUUCCCCGCUGGCUUCUGUGUCUUCCACAGCCACCACGGCCUCGGGACCUCAUCCACCUCCACUCCAGUUGCUAGACCCAUCGAAGGUGGAUAUUACCAAGGUAGACAUCACCAAGGUGGACCUCUCCAAGGUUGACCUGAGCAAGAUAGCAACGCCAGUGACGUCAGGCGCCACCCCCUUGCCACCCCACCCUCCCGUGACGGCUCCCCUCCUAGACCCCAGCCACCCAUUCAACCUCUUACGAAUGCCCAUUGGGGACGCCCGCGCCCCCUUUCCACCGGGCCUUACCCCACCCUUUGUGCGGCCGGGCCAUGACUUUCGGAUGGACCAGCUGCUUCAGGAGGGACUGCGCCUCAACCCCGGCCUGCUUCCUCCGCACUUUGAAAGGCCGCCCUUUCUUGACCCCGGGCUGGGCGCACCCCGCCAUGCGGCGCCCACGCCCCUAAACACAGGCGGUGACCCAAACCUUGACUUCUACUCCCAAAGGCUUCGGCAACUGGCCGGAACCACCAGCCCCACCAGCUCCACUUCACCCCGAAAGCCUCUUCCAACUCCUCCUUUUUCCUCACCCAAUGGCCCCACGCCCUCCAGCCAGCCUCCCUCCCAGACGCCCACAUCCACUCGAACUGACUCAACAUCGACGGCGUCCAAGCUUCGUCGAUUCAAAUGUAUGACAUGCUACAAGAGUUUUCGUUGGGAGAGCAACCUGGUUAUCCACCAAAGACUCCACACGGGCGAGAAGGACUACCGCUGCCCCAAGUGUCAGGAGACUUUAUCCACUCCCCAGUCAGUGCGAGCACACAUGAAAUCUCAUAAAAAAUCAUCAUCCACUGAAAGUAAUUCUCCUGAUUCCUCGCGACCUCAGACUGAGGACGAUAAUGAUGAGGAAGAGGAAGAAGAAGAGGAGGAGGAGGAUGAAGAAGAAGAAGAGGAAGAACCCGAUGAUGAGGACGAAAACCCAUCUAUUUGUGAUACUGGAGAUGAGGAGGAGGACAUUGUGGAAGAUAUUGAAGACGAUGAGCCUGAAGAUCUCUCAACGACAUCCAAGUCCAUACCGACGCCCACCUCCCAGAGCGUCUCCUCCAGCACGGCGGAGAACCACAAGAUGCCGCUCGGGGAUCAGCGGACCGUCGUGGGGGAACUUAUCGACAAGUUUGGUCUGGGCAACAUCUCCGCUUAUAGUGAAGCUUACCAUCAGGCGCUGAAAGAGUCGGGGCGUCUGUCUCAUCACCAUAUUGGAAAAGAUGGAGAAAAACUUCAUACAAACGGAAUCGAAAAGUUAAAGUUACGAGAUGAUCUGACGAAGGGGUUGAUUGGCUCCCAGCCGACCCUUGACCUAGCUCACCAAACACUCUUGGGAGCCUUUGAUAACCCAUAUGACGCCCAGAAGAGGAUUGCCGCAGUCCAGAGAGACGGAGGCCUCUAUGCCGGGCUGUGGUUCCCCAACCUUGCGGGAACAGGAGCUUCACCAAAAGAUAUUUUUUCCGGCAUGCCAACAUCGGACGCCAAUUUUUUACAUCGGAAGCUGAUGCCCGAGGGUCCAAUGAAGCCUGGAGACGUGCCGGUAGCUCUCCCCAAGCCCGGCACCAGCUCGGGCCCCGGCACUCCGAUCUCCCUCGUUCCACCAACAAAAAAGGAAAGCCGUAGAAAUGAUACAUGUGAGUUUUGUGGCAAAGUGUUCAAGAACUGCUCGAAUCUCACUGUGCACCGACGCUCACACACCGGGGAGAAACCUUACAAGUGUGACCUGUGCAGCUACGCGUGUGCCCAGAGCUCCAAGCUGACGCGGCACAUGAAGACACACGGCCGCAUGGGCAAGGACGUGUACCGCUGUCGGUUCUGUGACAUGCCGUUCAGUGUGGCAUCAACUCUAGAAAAACAUAUGAGGAAAUGUGUUGUUAAUCAAAACAAGAAAGGCUUGUUCCCACCCCUCUCCACCGGUGGCCACGAGGGUCUGGACUCCUAUAAGGGACUCCACUUCACGCCCGUCAUCAGCGAUGAUUCUUCCAAGUCCGGCAGUUUGUUCUCUCCCCACUUCAACACCUCCACCACCGCCGCCAACACCUCGAAUGACGAUACAGGAGAUUCAUCAAACCUGUCGGGCCCCGGAUCUUGAGAAUGGGCCCCCAUGGCAGCCCCCCAAUUGCCGCCGCCAGGAAGCCAGGGACUAGCUCCUCCUGCUAUGCGAUUCCCGAGGGCACCCACCCACCCUUGGGUCCCGCCUGGUCGCCCACCACCACCACCACUUCUGCUGCGGGGAGUGACUGGCCCCAUGGCUCCCUCUGCUCCUCCCUGGACUCCACCUGUGACGCCGCGGCCACCGGGGACGCCACCCAGCACCCCGGGCCCGGUGUCGACCACUUGACCGGCGGCGGCGAUAGCAGCGGCAGGGCGGGCGGCAAGCCCGCACAUUCCCACACCUCGCGUCACGUGACUUCCCCAUGAGCGGUGCCCUUCCUGCCCUCCCGUGGUUUAGGGCGCCUCAACAAGCUAGUCCUGUGUGUUGUGCGACGGUGACGGCAGCAGCAGCAGCAGCCCGCCCACACUUGGCCCAUUGUUCCUAUUGAUGUUAUAUGUUGUGUAGUGUGUGUUGUCCUACCAUGACUGGUCACAACAGUGACAGAAGGUGCGCUUACCCUUUGAUGUGUCUGCCACCGUCAGCUGACCCCAGCUGAUAUAAACACUAGUUGAUUGUAACCAACUGUGCGUGCGCCGGUGUUACCAUCUGUUGAUUCUUACCGGUGCUACGAAAGUUCUUCAGCAAGUCAGCCACGAUGAGCCUGUAUUACUUAUGCACUUAAUCGAUGGGAGAUGGAUCAGACUACCAACCAGUUACCGUGUCUAAGCUACAUGAGGCUUCUAGAUUAUCAUUACGCAGUUUCUUGCUCAAUACUGUGAUGCGACAUACAAGGAACUAAGCACUAUGAGGCAAAGAACGAGGCCCAGAUGAUCUCUUCAGCUGUGUUAAUUCACCAGAUAUUUUGAGUUGUGUAUUUGGCUGAUCUAGGGAGCUUGUUAUUGUGUUGUUAAUAUUUUUAGAGAAAGAAGAGGAAUAGAGUAGCUAUUUGGUGCAAAGAUGGCGCCCCUUCACCUCAGGGAUGCCAACACUGUCUGCGCGGGUGGUUGCCGGUACUGCAACAACUGUAAAGUGAGGUUUCAUCCGUUACGUUGUUUUAGCCAGAACACUCCUCUGAGUAGUGUGGCCGCUAUUGGUCAUGAUCCUCGGCUAACGUAGUAUUCUUAUCAUUUUCAAAUCUAAAACUAUAGUUUCACUUGACAUUUUUCAUUAACAUGGAAGAAAAAUCUUAUAAAUUAAUACCACCGAGUGUGUUCUGGAGGAAGCAGGUGGCCGGCGCCGCAUUGUCCCGACGCCCACGUUGUUCCAGCCAGCGCAGGUUUGCACUCAGAACCGGAUCUUCGGGUUUCCUGCAAAAAAUCGAACGGUCAAGCGACGCGUUGCUCUCUGUCAUCCAUAUUUUAUUUGGUGUGAUUCAACCAAAGCAACUUACUGUUAGUACACUGACUCCAGACGACACUGUUCCCAACAAGUAAGAAUAGAGGCGGCUCAGUGACCUGAAAUGGAAAAAAUACAAAAAUGUUGAUGAAUUAAUUAUUUUAAAGAAAAUCUAAACUCGUCAUAUACAUCUCUCCCCGCCCCAGCGGCCUAGGAGUUGCUGGGGCGGGGUGGGGCCGCGAGUGGUCUGCUACCCACGCGGGGCAGCAGGGCCGGACAGGUGACGCAGGGCAGGGGGCGGGGCCGCACGUGGUGGGACGGCCUUGACAAACUGUGUAAUAAUGUCAUGUAAUUUUUUUCAAUCUUUUUUUUUUUUCUUUUUUUUUCAUCGUUCCUUUCCGAGGCCAGGCAUGUCCGAGCGGCGCCACGCCCUCCUGGGUCACCGGGCCCCAGUAUCACCAGUGCUGGGUGCCCGCGCCGCGCGCUCCUCCGCCGCCGCCGCCGCCGUUUGGCCACGCUUGUUUGGGUUAAGCCGUUCACUUCCUUGUUUCACCCUAUGGCAGUUUACUUUUAUUUCAUUGUGUAUUGUUAUUCUCGCGUGUUUUUUGUUCCCUUGGCUCCCCGCCGCCAGAAGACAGACACGCGUGCCUCGUCUCUGGCUCCAUCAGUAUUAUCUUGUUUUGUAUUCAUUUCUUGUUUUUCUUUCGCUUUCCUUCGUUCAUUGACGUUCGCGUAAAAGAACGUUUUAGAAAGAGCGUUCCAGCUGCUAUACAGAUAUUUUUGUUUGCACUGACAACAUUCCUUUAUUAUUUACUUUGAUUGCUAAAGGUUAUUUUCGUUAAAUGUUGUGUUUCUUUUCAUAUUAAUUAGUUAUGUUUUGAUAUUUUGCUUUCGUUAAUCCGCCCAAAAUACAACAAAAAAACAUCUGUUGAUAUAUUCUGGAGAAGGUUAGAGUGUGCCAUAUUAGGAAGGCUUUCAUCUGUUGAUACGCAGUGCGAGGUGUUACUUGACCUCCAGCCAAAAUUAUCAUUGUGCUAACUUCAUAUGAUUGCAAACUGCAUCAUUUUCUGUCAAAAAUUAGCAAAGAUUUAUAUUCUGUCUCAUCUUUGCCUUUACUUUCAACUCUCUUAGUGGGAGCAUUGGUUACCUGGGCUUUAAUUUGUCUGCUUCCAAGGGGACGGCUUCCGAGCUGUGGUGGCUUCCGGCUUCCCCUUGUGUAGCCUGAGGGCGCCGUCGCGGUGGCCUCGGGCCCUGUGUGGGCGAGGCCUAGGCCCGCCCAGCCGAGGCGCCCUCAACUCUCUCGAACGUGGCUUUCGAGCUUCUCAUAAUGUGAGCUUCAUAAUGUCCACAGUAUGGGGCUGAAGCCUCUCAUAAUAAAACCAAAGAUAACGACUAAAAUGCGCCACGCCCACGUUCCCGCCGCCCACUAGGGGGGGCGGGGACGCGGCGGAAAGGCUGCAUUUUGGACCAGUUCUACCCUGUAAAUACUGUACAUAAGAUAGUUUAUAUUUGUAUAUGUAACUAUAGAUUAUUACUGAUAUGAACUUUAUCUCAAAAUUUGUACAAUUGAUGGUUAUGUCAACACUUCUACAAAGACCCAUCUCUGCACCAAAUAACUCACUGAUUUUUUUAUUUUGAUUUCAAAGUGUUUUCUUGUCUUACUAUGUUUUGAAUCAGCAGUCUUAAAGAUCUGUUGGAGAUAGAUCUAAACUGCACAUAGGAUUAAUUACUAUGGUGUCCAGUGGUGGGGACGUCGGGCCCUUCAGUGACCCGCACUCCCCCGGGGUAGGGCUGCACGCCACGCAGCAGCAGCCCUCGGCGGGGCUGCCUGCACGUGCACGAUCAGGCGCACCAUGUCACAGACCAGAAAAAGUAACACGACAGGGUAAGGGCUGGGCCACACGUGCUGCCUGCAGGACCCCGGCCACUCUCGGCCACGACGGACAGCCUGGCUCCAGGGCGGUAAUGUGUGGCCAUCGGGUGGUGGACAAGUACCAGAAUGAUGCUUGCCAGACAGGCGGCCAGGAUGACGCCGCGCCUGCUUGGCGUCCCUUGGCUGGCUGCUGGCCACAGGGCCGGGCCGGCCUGCUGUGGGCCAGGAGGACGUGGCUGGCCGGCGGCUCGCUGCCUCACUCGCUCAGAGCUACCGUGUAAAACAUCUGUGUUCUGUAUUCUUGAAUUGGGGUAAACCCCGUUGUUAAUUGUAUGCACAGUUUUUAUUGUAAUUAAGGUAGUGAAAUGAAAUGAUCUUACUUGUAAAAAGAUGACUGUACCGAACACUGAUUUUUAUUAAUGUCGUUUACAAUCACUGUGAAGCAGAAACUUUAGUGUCACUAAUAAAGACUGAGAGAAUUCCGUGGCGUUGCUUACCCGAGUGACCAAUGCGCUUGUACCUGCUGUAAUGUGCGCCCCCGGGCGGCGGGAACGGUGUUCCUCAGGGGGCACCGCCCCGCGGCCGGCGGGGGCGCGCUGCGCAGCACAAAGGGAGUAACUGACCAUUUAGUUUCUGCAGUUUGAAACAAACCCGCGUGUAACAUGCUUUUUAUCGAUGGUGCAACAAAAAAAUAAUAAUAAAUCUCUUAUGUAGGAUUCAGUCAGUCGCUCGAUCCUCUGCUGGCGAUAGUCACUUGUUUCCUAUGUACGAUCCAGCAACUCUACUAAACCAGAGGAAAGCGGUGGAGGACCUGUGCUAUUUCUACGACACACUGUUCUCAUCUAUUUAUUAGAUUACAAUUGGCGUGAGGAAACAAAACCUUUGUACAUGUAGAGUUGAAUAAAUGUAUUUAUCUUCGUC